This is a messenger RNA of Trichobilharzia regenti, 2788 nucleotides long. The record is from the annotation of a GenBank genome assembly. NCBI's taxonomy places the organism in Eukaryota, Metazoa, Platyhelminthes, Trematoda, Strigeidida, Schistosomatidae.
CAACGUCGUAGUCAUUAAAACUUCUUCAAUGCACAAAAAUGGUUAUGCAAUUGAAAAACUUCUUAAACGUAAAUUAUGCCGUGAAGAAUAUGAUCGUUUACUGUUUUGGUCUGGUUCAAUAUGUCAUUUGGGUACAGAGAAACCAGAAUUCAAAUAUCUUAUUAUCGGUGAAGAAUGGUUGUAUACAAUGACACAUCCAAAACGACAACUUGACAGUAGAAUACACUUUAGUGUAUGCUAAUUUCUGUGUUUUUACACUAAAACAACUAUUGUGUACAGUCGGUUUUAGGUGUUGGAUGUAUUGGAGAUUUAGCUAAAUUUUUAAGCUGUCAAAUUACACGAAAUUAUAAUCAUAUCUGUGUGGAAUUUAUUGUUAGUGUACCACAAAAGUAUCGAUAUUUUGAGGAUACUGUUAAGACGAUUGAACAAAACGUGAAAGUGAAAAAAGAAGGAAAAGGCAAAAACGGCAAGAAAUCAACCGAUGCAAAUGAUUCAAACUGCAAACAGGCUGGGGAUGCAUUACCCUCUGAUGUCAAAGAUGAGCGUCUGGAAGGUAAUAGUGAGAACUCAAACGGCAAUGAAGCUGAAGAUCGGGUGAUCAGUAUCACUCAACGACUACACAUCUAUCUAAACGACAAUGACUUCAUCGGUUUCGAAAUUCUACAAAAAGCAGUUCGUACAUGGCAUCAAUCGCAUAAAGGAUUUAAAAAUAUGAUAAAAAGUCUACUACAUUUGCAGAAUUUUCAAAUCCAUAGUGUGGGAACAGAUCCACAACCGACUUUAUCGUUAGCAUCAACUGCAUCGCUAUCAAGCACAGCGUCGACACUGAACAUUGAAGCAUUAGUGGCUAAUGCAACUCGAAGAAAUACAAUUGCCUAUUCUACAACAGCCAUGAAUGAAGAUUUACAGCAGUUGAUGAGUAUGUUUAAACCUUUUCAACAAAAUGGUAUAACAUCAACCCUUGAGGUAUCUGCGUAUCAAACGAAUAAAAUUGAUGCUAUACUGACUGAGUAUUUAAGCAAAUUUGAUCAAUGGAUCAAUAGAGCCAAAGAGAUCGAUGAGAUAUUAUCGAUUAGAAGACAAAACUGCGGUAAAUUUAAUUAUUUAUUUGAUGAACAUUUAUAUCAAUUGGAGAGUAUUUUAAGUCCAGUUUAUCAAAACUAUCCCAAAUGUUUUCCUGUCAAGAUGUGUGACAAAGCAAUAAAAGUGCUGGAAGUUUUGGUGUCACAGCUAACCUCUACUUUACCUGAACAAACAAUCUCAAAUGAAAAUCCAAUGACUCAGAUAAGUGAUGAUCUAGAAGGCAUUUUUCAGCGAAAUUUGACCACAUCACUGACACAAACAUCCAUUCGUCAACAGAUGAACCAUGUUCUACAUCUGCUGACCUCCAUCAAUUCCCUAUUAUCAUUCAUUUUACCAGUUUACAUAGAAUCGAAUGAUGAAAAGAUCAAGGAUAAAAUCUCACUGACAAUCAAUGAAAUACUUUCAAGGCGAAAACUGAAAAAAAUUAUUCUACAUCUUAUUGAACAUUUAACUGGUAUACCAUUUUUAAUAAAUGCCUUCUGUGUCGAUGUAAAUGAUCCACAGAGUUCAAUGAAGCAUAAUUGUUAUCAAAUUGAAUUGGAAGCAUGGAUCAGGGCAUAUGAAAUGAAGAGACUAGAUUUAAUCAGUAACAAUAUUGAAUGUUGCAGUGAUUGGAUAAACUAUUUCUAUGCCAGAACUUCGAAUUCACCGUCUACAAUACGAAGUAUUUUAAACAAGAAUUCUGAUAUUGGUGGUUUUGUACACAAUUUAAACUAUCAAAUAAAUUGUCUGCUGUGUGAAUUAAUCUCCAACACAUCGUCUGCAUCAGUGAAACUUAGUACGUCUACACUUAGCUCACCGAGAGAUGAUCCCUCUUCUCAUGAAGACUGGAUCCGAGAAAUCAUUCACAGUAUGCUUAUAAACUCAAAACAAUCAAUUAUGUACUUGUUGGACUGUCUCAUAGCUCAUGCAUGUACACGAUUUAAUUUAUUAUGUUCAAAAGUGUUAUUCAAUCGACCUUCUCUUACGACAACGGCUACAACUACCUCUUUGGCAGGUAUUCAUUCUACUGAUGAUCUAGAUGAGAAAGAAUCUAUUUCAACCAUUAUCAGAUCAUUAUUUAUUAUCGAUUGGUUAACUGAUCAAUAUCCUUAUUUAAUUCAGUCAGUUAAAGAAGUGAACUGCAGUGAUUUAUUUCAAAUUUUUAAUUCGAAACGAAUCCUCACACUAAUCGAUAAAUUGAAUGAACAAAAUUCAGCUAAUCUUGUACAAAUUAAAUUGAUUAAAUGUGUUCUAGCUGCAUUGGUCAGUCGAUUGCACGGGAAGCUGGGGAAGAAUGUUCGCGAUUGGACUGGCAAUUAAUUCUAAUAUUAAAAGUAUCCUUGAAUUGAAUUUUGUUAGUCCUAAUAUUAAUAAUAAUAAUUAUAAUAAUAGUAACAGCUUCCUUCUGAACAAUUUUUAUACGAUUCGCAGAAUUUUCAACGGAGUUUAUUGCAUGAUAGUUCCUCUUCGUCCAGGAUUUCUAAAUAUAACAUUUCGAUGCAAAUUUGUUCUCUGAGCUGGAUGGUCUCCAUAUUAGUUUGUUAAUUAGAUAUAUCACACAAUGAGUGAAACAGUAUUACUGUUUACUGGAUGACACAGUUUCGAACACAAUUCAUUAUUGUUCAUAAUCAUUCCAUAAAUUAUAAUCACACGAUAUGGAAACGUGAGUUUUACAGUUUUCUUUGUUCUCUCCUAUUUGUCGUCAUUGGGGUAGUAGAAUUUU